AUGGCUGUCGACGUCGCCAAGAUCAUCUGUUCGCUUGCUGUAGUGCUUCUUGACGGAUCAGGCUGGCGGUUAUGGCGCAGCUGGCGGAUAAGGGAGUUCCUACAAGGCUCCAUGGUGCCAGCGUUCGUGUACACGGUGCAGAACGUGCUUAUCAACAUCGCUUAUCGCCACCUGCACCCGGUCACCUUCGCCAUGCUGUCCCAGACGAAGCUUCUCUUCACCGCCCUUUUCAAUUUCAUAUUCCUCAGGCAGAAGCAGUCCGUCCGGCAGGUGCUGGCCCUGCUCACCAUGCUCGUAGCAGCUGUUCUCCUCUCCAUUGCCGACCACGUGCAGCUCUCCCUCUCCCUGGGGGGAAGCGAGAAGGAGGGCUCGCGAGAUGGAGACGGGAAAGUAGGGACGGAGGAAGCAGGGAGCGGCAAGGCUAGUGCAGGUGGAGGGAGUGGAGGGUUGACGGAGAGUCUAGCAGCAUCGGUGUUGUUUGGUGCGAUUCCCAUGCUGGCAGCAUCUGUCACGUCUGGGUUCGGGUCUAUGUACUGCCAGUGGGUCUCCCAGGUGAAGGGCCGCAGCUCCUACCUCAUGACCAUCGAGAUGUCCUCCUUCAGCUUCUGCCUGCUCCUCGCCUCGCUCCUGCUGCUGCCAUCAUCGCACGAUGCUGCACGCAUGAGGGAACUAGGAUUCUUCCACGCCUGGACCCUCCUCUCCACGGUGCCCAUAUUGACCAACGCACUGGCAGGCAUUCUCGUGGGGGUGGUGGUGCAGGUGUCUGGGGGACUCAAGAAGGGCUUCGUGAUGAUAAUAGCGCUGCUGGUGACGGCAGCAGCUCAGCUUCUCUUGGAAGGCGAGCCUCCCCCUCUUCUCGUCACUCACAUGCAUGUGGCAUGCCCAUACGUGGAGAGGAAGGGGAUGGGUGGGGAGGAGGAUUCAGACCAGGAGAAGACAAAGAAAGAGGUGACUCUCCUUCCCUGUUGGUAUGGACAGGGCAGUGUUAUUUUCCAUGGUAGUGCAGCGGGUGACCUUUCCCGGGGUAGAUAG
Messenger RNA from Closterium sp. Naga37s-1, 1032 nucleotides. The record is from the annotation of a GenBank genome assembly. NCBI's taxonomy places the organism in Eukaryota, Viridiplantae, Streptophyta, Zygnematophyceae, Desmidiales, Closteriaceae.